AUGCCUUUGGGUGCGGCCGACGUCUUUUCGGCUCCAGAGCCUAAGUUUUCUGCGUUCCCGAGUAGGCGAAGUGUCGUCCAUAGUACUAAGGGUAUUGUUGCGUGUACCCAGCCAUUAGCUGCUGCUGCGGGACAAAGGAUCCUAAGAAAUGGAGGCAAUGCUGCGGAUGCCGCUGUCGCCGUUGCUGCGGCGCUUAACGUCACAGAGCCAUCCUCAACUGGCAUUGGUGGUGACAUGUUCUGUCUAUUUUACAAUGCAAAGACCAAAGAGGUGCACGCCCUGAACGGUUCUGGUCGUGCAGCGGGAUAUAUUUCUCUUGACCUUGUCCGCAAGGAGUUGGGACUUGCUCCUGGCGAAGAAGGCAAAAUUCCCAUGACCAGUGUACACUCUGUGACGACGCCAGGUGCUGCUGCUGGGUGGGUAGACACAGUGGAACGUUUUGGAAGCGGAAAAUUGUCCUUGGAGCAGAUCUUGCUACCUGCCAUCGAGCUGGGAGAGGAGGGAUUUCCUGUCUCUGAACUUGCCGCCAAAUUUUGGGAGGAGGGCGAAGACGGUAUUCGCAAAGCAUCGCCAAACUUUAGAGAAAUGCUGAAAGUAGACCCUGAUGGGGAGGAUGGUGUGAGAUCUCCGAAAGCAGGAGAAAUAUUCUGGAAUCCCACUCUUGCACAAACAUUUCGAACACUAGCCAAGGAAGGGAAGAAGGGAUUUUAUCAGGGCCGCAUUGGAGAAGCAAUUGUAAAAGUUGUGCAAGACCUGGGCGGUUACCUCACAUUGGAUGAUUUGAAAUACCACGCGGAAGUUGGCAGCCAAGCAGUCGACGCCAUUUCACUAAAACUCAAUCCGACCAACAUUGGUGGGACCAAGCGUGAAGGAAAGGGAGAGAUAGAAAUAUGGGAGCACCCCCCUAACGGCCAGGGUAUCGUCGCCCUCAUGGCACUGGGGAUUCUGGACGAAUUGUCCCGUACCGGCAAAAUACCCCACUUCACAUCAGCACAGCAUAACUCAAGCGUCUAUCUCCACGCCAUCAUCGAAAGUCUACGAAUCGCCUUCGCCGACGCAAGCUGGUGGGUGACAGACUCAGACGUUGAAAAAGUACCCACAAAGCAACUGAUUUCCCGCUCCUAUCUCGCUGAGCGUGCGAAACUCUUCAAUCCAGACAAGGCCGUUAACAUCCUCGACCGCGGCAGCCCCGCCCACAACCACUGCGAUACCGUUUACUUCGCCGUAACAGACCAUGAGGGCAACGGCAUCUCCUUCAUCAACAGCAACUACGGCGGUUUCGGUACCGGCAUUAUCCCGCAGGGCUGUGGCUUUACGCUGCAGAACCGUGGUGCUAACUUUUCGCUGACGGCCGGCCAUCCCAACGUCAUUGCACCCCGCAAACGACCCUAUCACACCAUCAUCCCCGCUAUGAUCACCAACCCGUUCGAUAACUCCCUGCACUCUGUUUACGGGGUCAUGGGCGGCUUCAUGCAGCCGCAGGGCCACGUGCAGGUACUGAUGAACAUGCUUGCAUUCAACCAAACACCGCAGGAGGCGCUGGAUGCCCCGCGCAUUUGCAUUGGCGCGGGAAUGCCGGAGCGUGGAAAGCCGCUGGACCGUACUGUGUAUUUGGAGGAGGGGAUUGAGGAGUCGGUGGUGGAGGGUCUGAGAGAGCUAGGGCACAAUGUUAUGGUUUUAAAGGGAUUCCAGAGAGGAAUGUUUGGACGGGGCCAGGUUAUUCGGUGCCAUUUCGAUGAGGGGAAGUUGAUCUAUAGCGCUGGAAGUGAUAUGAGGGGCGAUGGAGCUGCGUUUCCGGUCUAG
Paracoccidioides brasiliensis Pb18 is the source of this 1803-nucleotide messenger RNA. RefSeq names its product gamma-glutamyltransferase. The record is from RefSeq and is a predicted model, not a curated record. The transcript is spliced from 4 exons. The coding region runs from base 1 to 1803 and encodes 600 amino acids.